AUGGAUAUUAUUCGCCUUCUCAAUCCCGAGAUUGACGACGAGACUAUGGAUGUGCUUGAAAGGCGCAGCCCAGAGGAUCGCUCGCUUUUCGCACUUCUUGUGACAAGCGCAGACAGAGACUAUGCUACUGAGCCCAAGGCCCUGGAGAAGUUUUUCGCCUACAUCAAGGCUGGUCGAGCUCUUGUCGACUCGUUGACGGACUCAGAUGUGCCUGUGCAGCAACUGUGUGCUUCGAAGACGCUCAUCCGGGCUCUUCAUGCGGGAUUGGAGCGCGAGUUGGCUCACCUUAAUGAGAUGGAUUAUUGA
Molecule: messenger RNA, 306 nt
Organism: Penicillium oxalicum
Lineage: Eukaryota; Fungi; Ascomycota; Eurotiomycetes; Eurotiales; Aspergillaceae
Exons: 1
Coding region: 1-306 (101 amino acids)
Source: RefSeq, a predicted model, not a curated record